Messenger RNA from Fraxinus pennsylvanica, 2532 nucleotides. NCBI's taxonomy places the organism in Eukaryota, Viridiplantae, Streptophyta, Magnoliopsida, Lamiales, Oleaceae. The record is from the annotation of a GenBank genome assembly.
AUGGCUGCACCAUGUAGAAUUAUUUGGGUAGCUUUCCUUUGCUUGCUCGUUGCCUGCACGAUUGUUGAUGGGAAGAAGGAGAAGGCGAAGAAGAAGGAAGGAGUUGUGACCUAUGAUGGGCGAUCACUCAUCAUCAAUGGAAGUAGAGAACUUAUCUUUGCUGGUUCAAUCCAUUAUCCCCGUAGCCCUCCCGAGAUGUGGCCAGACAUCCUUGAAAAGGCCAAAAAAGGUGGUUUGAACCUCAUCCAGACUUAUGUUUUUUGGAACAUUCAUGAGCCUGUUCAAGGCAAGUUCAAUUUUGAAGGCAGCUAUGACCUCAUAAAAUUCCUUAAAAUGAUCGGGGAACAUGGUUUGUGGGUUAAUCUCAGGGUCGGACCCUACAUUGAGGCUGAAUGGAAUAUGGGAGGAUUCCCAUACUGGCUAAGAGAGGUUCCCAACAUCACAUUCCGUUCUUACAACGAACCUUUCUUGCACCAUAUGCAACAAUACACUGAGAGGAUCAUUGAUAUGGCGAAAAAGGAGAAACUAUUUGCAGAUCAAGGAGGUCCAAUCAUUAUGGCACAGAUAGAAAACGAGUACAAAAAUGUCCAGCUUGCCUAUAGAGAAGAAGGGAAAAAAUACGUUAAGUGGGCAGCAGAUAUGGCCGUCGCUACAUACAAUGGCAUCCCAUGGGUCAUGUGCAAGCAGCAGGAUGCGCCCGACCGUGUGAUUAGUACGUGCAAUGGGAGACAGUGUGGAGAUACUUUCCCUGGUCCAAAUGGCCCUGACAAGCCUUCUUUGUGGACCGAGAACUGGACUGCUCAAUAUAGAGUAUUUGGAGACCCUCCGUCCCAGCGUUCAGCAGAAGAUAUUUCAUUCUCUGUUGCUCGUUUCUUUGCAAGGAACGGUACCAUGAACAACUAUUACAUGUAUUAUGGUGGAACCAAUUUUGGUAGAACAAGUUCUUCUUUUGUGACAACGCGCUACUAUGAUGAAGCUCCCCUCGAUGAAUUUGGCUUGGAGAGAGGACCUAAAUGGGGCCAUUUGAGAGACUUGCACAGGGCUCUGAGAUUAUCCAAAAAGCCUUUGCUUUGGGGAACUCCUAGUGUUCAAAAGAUUAGCAAGGACCUGGAGAUUAUAACUUUUGAGAAGCCCGGAAGUAACAUUUGCGCUGCGUUCUUGACCAACAACGACACAAAGGUACCUGCAACCAUUAACUUCAGGGGUAUUGAUUAUUACUUACCAGAAAGAUCCAUCAGCAUUCUCCCUGAUUGCAAGUCUGUAGUCUACAACACUCAAACGGUUGUUUCACAACAUAAUUCAAGGAACUUCCUUCCUUCAAAGGAAGGAAAAAUCAACCAGUGGGAGAUGUUCCGAGAGAACAUUCCAAAUAUUAACGAUUUGCCCGUAAAGAACAAGGAACCACUUGAGCUAUACGGCUUUACUAAAGACACCUCAGAUUAUGCUUGGUACAGCACGAGCAUCACUUUCGAUAGGCGUGACCUACCAAUGCGGCCUGACAUCCUCCCAGUACUCCAGAUUGCCAGUCUUGGUCAUGCUUUGGCUGUAUUUGUCAAUGGCAUCUACAUAGGGUUCGGACAUGGAAACAACAUCGAAAAGAGUUUUGUCUUCCAGAAGCCCAUGAGUUUGAAACCUGGAGUUAACCAUAUCUCAAUCCUGGCCAUGACAGUGGGAUUUCCGAAUAGUGGAGCCUACAUGGAGAAGCGGUUUGCUGGACCCCGAGGUAUAACGAUCCAGGGUUUGAUGUCUGGAACUCUUGAUAUCACCAUGAACAACUGGGGACACCAGGUUGGUGUAGCAGGAGAAAAGAUGCAAUUGUACACUGAAGAAGGCUCUCGUAAAGUUAACUGGGGUCCAACUACAUCGAAUGGAGCAGAUGGACCAGUUACUUGGUACAAGACGUAUUUUGAUGCCCCAGAAGGUAACGACCCUGUUGCCAUCAAUAUGGAUAGUAUGGCAAAGGGCAUGAUCUGGGUCAAUGGUAAAAGCAUUGGCCGUUAUUGGACAUCUUUCCUCUCCCCUCUUGGGAAGCCUACUCAAUCCGAGUAUCACAUUCCAAGAGCCUUCUUGAAACCGAAGAACAAUCUAUUGGUCAUAUUUGAGGAGACCGGAGGAAAACUAGAUAAAAUUGAGAUACAGACAGUUAAUCGGGACACAAUCUGUAGUGUGAUAACCGAAUAUCAUCCACCCAAUGUAAAAAAUUGGGAAAGGAAGGACAACAAAUUUCGGGCAAUAGUCGAUCCUGUCAAGACUGGAUCACACCUAAGUUGCCCUGACGACAAGGUCAUGAAUGCCAUAGAAUUCGCAAGUUUUGGUGAUCCUGAUGGUGCUUGUGGAUACUUCUACCAAGGAAAAUGUGAUUCUCCCAAAGCCUUCAAAGUUGUUGAACAGCAUUGCUUGGGAAAGAAAGAGUGUACAAUUCCGAUUGAGAGACAACUUCUUGAUGAUCCAAGCAAGGAUUCUUGCCCAGAUAUUGCAAAAACACUAGUUAUCCAAGCAAAAUGUGGCCAUCCAAAGAAGAACAACAGUUAA